Molecule: messenger RNA, 387 nt
Organism: Phytophthora sojae
Lineage: Eukaryota; Oomycota; Peronosporomycetes; Peronosporales; Peronosporaceae
Exons: 1
Coding region: 1-387 (128 amino acids)
Molecular function (GO): nitronate monooxygenase activity
Source: RefSeq, a predicted model, not a curated record
AUGGGUACCGUCUUCCUGCUCGCCGACGAGACCAAGACGUCGGCUUUGCAUCGACAAAUGUUGAAGCGGGCGGCGACUGCAACGGGGGAGGAAGCUCUGGAGACGGCGAUCACCAACAUUUUCUCGGGCCGACCAGCUCGAGGAUUCGUGACGCGUGUGAUGCGGGAGCUGGGUCCCAUGUGUGCUGCAGCGCCAGAGUUCCCCACGGCUGGAGCACCACUCGCUGCGCUCAAGAAGGCUGCGGAGGUAAAUGGAGACACGGCCUUCUCGUCCAUGUGGUCGGGUCAGUCACCGGGCUUUGCGAAGGAGAAAUCUGCCAAGAACAUUGUGCGCUCAUUUUCAAACCUUCUCCGUGAACACGUUUGGGGCAAAAGGCAACGUCCUUAG